UUGUCAAUUGUCAUAAAUCUCGUCAAAUUGUCAAGUAACUCAAGUUUUUAUUUACAAUACAAUAUUCUGAUAAAGAUAAUUGAACGCUUUCCAUAAUUCUUUUUACUUGUAACGAAAAUUGUACUACAAAAUGAGUUGUUUUGAAAAUAUUACAUUGCCAAACUGCGUUUGGUUUGAAAGCGGUGAAAAGCGUAACGUUCUGGCAUCCCUAUUAUCUGGUCUAUUGUUUUUUACAGGAUGGUGGUUUAUAAUUGAUGCGGCAGCUGUGUACCCUGGGGACCUCCCCAAUGCUGCACAUGUGUGCGGAGUAAUGGCAACACUGUCUCUCCUUAUGGUUAAUUCUGUAUCAAAUGCACAGGUUCGAGGUGAGACAUAUACGGGAGGGUGCAUGGGACCGCGCGGCGCUAGGCUGUGGCUGUUUCUGGGAUUUGUUGUUGGUUUUGCCUCCCUCAUUGCUGCUUGUUGGAUACUCUUUGCUAACUAUGUUAAUGCGGGCAGCAGCAAGCACACUUGGCCCGGAGUGAGCUUAUUCCUACAAAACGCGUUCAUCUUUGCUGGAUCCCUUGUAUUCAAAUUCGGCCGUACUGAAGAGGUCUGGGGAUAGAUGACAUUGACAAUUAAAUUACUUUGAGUAUAGAAAAAGAAACAGUUAAUUCUUUUUUUUUUCAAUUUUCAAUCUAAUGUCAGAUAUCAAUGUAAAGUAAUUGUCCAAUAGCAUCGUUUCGCGCCUUUCCAAUUAUUACACUGAUAAAAAAUUAUAUUAAGUGGUGAAACUGUUAAAUUAGUUAUAUGUUUUUAAAUAAAUCUUAGGAGCUAGUUGAGAUUUUCUAAGUUAUAUGGUUCUUGGAGAAAAUGUUUACAAUAUUUAAACUAAUUUAUGUAUUAAUUAUUGCCAGUAAUAACUUGAAAAACAAACUAAUGUCUGUUAUAAUUUCAACAAUUUAAAAACGGAAGAACCAUUUAUUUAGACACAAAACCGCCCGAGGUGAAAACGUGAUUGUAAAAAAGCUGUGUAUCGUCAAAUGUACAACAAACUAGUUUUGCCGCGAUUUUUACCCGCGAACAUUUUCAAAAAUUCUGUUAUUAAAAUAAGUAACGGGAAUAACCGUAUCUGAGGCUUUUAUUGGGUUGUUGAGCUAUAAAAUCACGCGGUGUAUGGCCUAGGCAGACAGCCAAUCAGUGAAACAGAUAGAUAUGUCAUCUGCCCCACACUCCACUCGGGCCAUCACUUGUACAGCCUAGGCAAAGAGAGAAUAAAAAAUAUCAAACAAUUUUUUAGGAAAAGUUAGAAAAUUUAUGUUUAAGUUUGAAUUUUGUAAACAUUGUCUAUCAAGAAACUGUUAAAUUUCGUUAUGAUUAUGAUUUUAAAGUAAUUUAAAACAAUUCAUCUUGCGAUUGCAAGCAUUAUGUAAUUAUCUUAGUGUAUUAAAAUUUACUGUAAGCAAUUUCUAUAUAAUUAAAAAAUCUGAAUAUUUAAAAUGUAAGCUCAUUUGGAUUCGAUAAUUAUUAGUUUGUACACGUUAUUUUUGUUGUAUUGCUGAUUUUGUAUCCUUCAAAAUAAAGAUCUUAUUUAAUUAAAA
Messenger RNA from Zerene cesonia (dogface butterfly), 1580 nucleotides. Its product is annotated as transmembrane protein 50A. NCBI's taxonomy places the organism in Eukaryota, Metazoa, Arthropoda, Insecta, Lepidoptera, Pieridae. Gene Ontology annotation, biological process: protein targeting to vacuole; late endosome to vacuole transport via multivesicular body sorting pathway. The transcript is spliced from 4 exons. The coding region runs from base 131 to 604 and encodes 157 amino acids. The record is from RefSeq and is a predicted model, not a curated record.